This is a messenger RNA of Oncorhynchus tshawytscha (Chinook salmon), 1821 nucleotides long. RefSeq names its product solute carrier family 43 member 3-like. The transcript has 13 exons. Bases 144 to 1625 code for a protein of 493 amino acids. Gene Ontology annotation, biological process: transmembrane transport. NCBI's taxonomy places the organism in Eukaryota, Metazoa, Chordata, Actinopteri, Salmoniformes, Salmonidae. The record is from RefSeq and is a predicted model, not a curated record. Gene Ontology annotation, molecular function: transmembrane transporter activity.
UGGAAGGAAGGCUAUAUAAACUAUAAAAGAGAGUUGAGGGAAGAGAGGGGAGUAGUUUUCUAAGAGUAGUUGGAGAGCUUCUUCUGAACUGUGAAGUGACUCCCCCAGGGAACCUAAAAAGAGUGAAAGUGCGGGACAAGACCAUGCUGGGUUGUGAGGGUGAGGCGGUGGUGCGGCGGUGGCUGACCUUGGUCACAGGACUGCUGGAGUGCCUGUGUUUUGCGGGGGCCGUUUUUGGCUGGGCCUCCCUGGUGUUCGUCCUGAAGACGGAAGGCUACUUCAGCUACCUGUGUGUCAACACUACCGGGGUCAAUGGAACACAAUUCCUAGACUGCAGUGCUCAGGAUGAACAGUUCUCCCUCAUCUUCACCAUCGCUUCCUUCAUGAACAACUUCCUGCUGCUGCCCAAUGGCUUCCUGUUUGACCGUUUUGGCACCAUGGUGGCCAGGUUGCUGGGAAUAUCAAUGUACACCUCUGGUGCCUUGUUUGUGGCCUUCUCAAGUUCAGCUCUGUCCGUUCUCCUCUUCCCAGCGCUGUCCUGCAUCUCUGUGGGAGGCAUCAUGUUUCUGGUCACCAACAUGCAGAUAGGCAACCUGUUUGGUUCCGCUCGCUCCACCAUCAUCACCCUCUACAAUGGUGCCUUCGACUCCUCCUCCGCACUCUUUCUCAUCAUCAAGCUGCUAUUUGAGGCUGGGAUCUCUCUGCGUGCCUCUUUCCUCUUCCUGGCUGCGUGUUGCAUCAUCCACCUGGUCAGGACCUUCCUCCUGCUACCCAGAACACACAUCCCCUACCCCCUGCCUGAGGGCUACACCUAUGGAAUAAACUGUGGCCAGACCAAGACUUUUAGCCCGGAGCAGACAGCAGCAAUUGCCAGCGUGCAGAGUGAAGAUGUCACGGAGGAAACGCCUUUUAGCAAGGAGAGCGCAGAGAAAGUGGCUACUUUCUGGGAGUGUUUCCUGUCCAAGUUCUUCCUCUGGCACCUGGUGUGGCUAUCUGUCAUGCAGCUGAGACACUACCUGUUCAUCGGCACCCUCAACCCCAUGCUGCAGAGACUGACCCAGGGAGAACCCUCUCUGGUGAGCACAUACACCAAUGCUUUUGCUGUGACACAGCUUUGUGGGGUGCUGUGUGCCCCCUGGAACGGCCUCAUCAUGGACCGACACAAGGGCAAGCCCAGGGCCCCAGGAAUGAGUGAGAAGGAGGCAGACCUGCGUGCAUCAGUGCUCUCCCUGACCCUGACGGCCCUGCAGUGUGUCCUGUUCUCCAUUUGUGCCUCCACUCCCUUCCUCCCCCUCCAGUACCUCACCUUCAUCCUGCAAGUCCUCAACCGGUCCUUCCUCUAUGGAGGCAAUGCAGCCUUCAUCAGCAUUGCUUUUCCUCCAUGUCAUUUUGGGAAGCUGUACGGUAUGCUCAUGGCUCUGUCUGCAGUGGUGGCUCUGCUGCAGUACCCCUGCUUCACCCUGGUCAAAGGAGUGCUGGGAGGAGACCCACUAUACGUGAACAUAGCCCUGACGUUACUUAGCCUGCUGGCUUUCAUUCAUCCUGUCUGUGUCUAUCUGCACUGUUGUGGCCUGGCAGCCCAGAGGGGUAAACCCAAGGACACUCUCCCCUCCCCCUCCUCCUAGACCAGCUCUAAAAAGGGAAACAAACACACACUUUAAAAAGGCCAUUUCAACCCUCGCUCCUCUGUUUCUUCUCCAGUUUGUAUAUUAUAUACAGUUGAAGUCGGAGGUUUACAUACACCUUAGCCAAAUACAUUUAAACUCAGUUUUUCACAAUUCCUGACAUUUAAUCCUUGUAAAGAUUCCCUGUCUUAGGUCA